This is a messenger RNA of Penicillium samsonianum, 1368 nucleotides long. RefSeq names its product glycoside hydrolase family 76 protein. Bases 1 to 1368 code for a protein of 455 amino acids. Gene Ontology annotation, molecular function: mannan endo-1,6-alpha-mannosidase activity. Lineage: Eukaryota; Fungi; Ascomycota; Eurotiomycetes; Eurotiales; Aspergillaceae. Gene Ontology annotation, biological process: fungal-type cell wall biogenesis; carbohydrate catabolic process. The transcript is spliced from 4 exons. The record is from RefSeq and is a predicted model, not a curated record.
AUGCACUUGUCUGGAACAUGGUCUAUCCUUAAUGGCCUCAUCGCAACACUACUCUUUUCAACGUUAACGCCUGCGAUCGAAUUGGACCUCAGCGAUCAACAAUCAAUCAAAGAUGCCGCGAGUACGAGUACUUACUCCAUGAUGGGAUGGUAUGCCGGCAACGAAACUGGACAGAUCCCCGGCUCUUUCCCCGAAAAAUGGUGGGAAGGGUCUGCUCUUUUCCUCGCGCUGCUUCAAUACUGGCACUUCACGGGUGAUACGACCUAUAACUCUUUGAUGAGCCAAGGAAUGGAGUGGCAAUCGGGUGAUAAGGGUGACUAUAUGCCCAGCAACUACAGUAGCUACCUGGGAAAUGACGACCAAAUGUUCUGGGGUCUCGCAGCCAUGAUGGCCGCUGAGCUGAAAUUCCCUGAUGUCCCGAACGAAUUCUCGUGGCUUUCACUCGCACAGGGUGUAUUCAACACCCAGACCGCUCGAUGGGAUACAACAACAUGUGGAGGUGGUCUGCGCUGGCAGCUAUUCCCUUACCAAGCCGGAUACACCAUGAAGAACGCCGUAUCAAAUGGCGGUCUGUUCCAGCUCGCUGCGCGCCUCGCCCGCUACACGAAUGAAGACAAGUACUCAAAAUGGGCCGAGAAGAUCUGGGACUGGUCUACUUCCUCACCCCUAGUGAACAACAAGACUUGGAAUGUUGCCGACUCAACGCAAAUGGCAAAUGACUGCGCCGACGCCGGUAACUUCCAGUGGAGCUACAACUACGGCACAUACCUGAUGGGUGCUGCCUACAUGUAUAACUAUACAAAUGGAGACGAAAAAUGGAAGACGCCUGUAGACGGCCUCCUGGGAAAAACCCUAAAAACCUUCUUCCCGAACGGCGACGUCUUCGAAGACACGACGUGCGAGCCUAUCCAAAAGUGCAAUUUCAACGAAAUCCUCUUCAAGGGCCUCACCUCAUCAUGGCUCGCAUUCACGGCACUCUUGGUCCCCGAUACUGCGGCGCAGAUCAAGCCCAAACUCGCGAGUUCCGCACAAGCUGCCGCAAAGUCCUGCACGGGAAACAACAACAACUCGUGCGGUAUCACGUGGUAUCAAAAUAAGUGGGACGGGACAACUGGUAUGGAGCAAGAGAUCAGCGCAACGAAUGUCUUCCUUGCAAACAUGAUCAACUUUGAUACCGGCACCUUUGGACCUGUCACCUCCAAGACUGGUGGAAACAGCACCAGUGAUCCCAAUGCAGGUGAAGGGAAAAAUGAUCAGCCCAAGGAGAAGCCUAUUACGACUGGGGAUAAGGCCGGUGCCGGUAUUUUAACCUUGAUCUUUGUCUUUGGUUGGGCUGGGGCUAUGGCUUGGAUGAUGCUGGGUGCUUAA